Molecule: messenger RNA, 2595 nt
Organism: Trichophyton rubrum CBS 118892
Lineage: Eukaryota; Fungi; Ascomycota; Eurotiomycetes; Onygenales; Arthrodermataceae
Exons: 2
Coding region: 392-2455 (687 amino acids)
Source: RefSeq, a predicted model, not a curated record
GGAGGUGGUGAAAAAGACCAGCGGCAGCGUUGAAUUCACGCUGGCACAGACGACAGACAGGCGGGCGGACGAGCAGACAGGCAAACGGACGCGCGAGCCACGCAAUGAGCAGCGACUCGAGAUGGCGGCAUAGCUUUCCAGUCACCAUCCAGCAGCACGGCGCAGCCGCCUCCUCCUAGACGGGCACCCGCAUAUAUAUAAUAAAUAUACGGCAACUGCAGACCGAAACACGAGAAUCACAGCAUCAGACACGGGCAGCCUCUCUGUCUGUCUCGUCUCAACUGCUAAAAACUAGCUACAGGGCUCCUCCAGACACGAACCGGCCUGAGUUGGCCCGCUACGUGACCUAUCUCGACGUGCUUCGUGUUACUGGGUACAACUCAAGAACAUCAUGGCGAGCAAGAAACCAUCGUCCCCUACGCCAACUGGCCGCAGGACGCCCUCGACUGAUGCUCAGACGAGCCCAGGCAGACCGCGAAAGGUCUCCUCGCAGUCUCCUGGCGCGGCGACGAAUGGCGUUGGCCGCUCCCCCUCGACCAAAGGGUCACCAGGUCCAGUCUCAGCCCGUGCCGCAGCCGCAAGGAGGGCUGGGUUGGGCCGAUCCAACUUAAGCAUGAGCAGCGUACCACGGCACUACCCCCAUAAUAAUGAGGACGAGGAAGCCCGGGCAGCCAGCACGGCCCUGAUCGAAGAUCUCAAGGAUCAAGUCCAAAAGGCGGAGACUGUCGCUGACCAGUAUCGAAAACAGCUCGGCCUGCUGCAGAUGAGGCUCGAUGAGGCAGUCAGCGAGCAGACCCGGCUCGAGGAACAGGCACAUGAGAAAGACGGCCAGAUAAACCCGCUGCGUGACGAAAUCAAAGAGCUUCACAGACAAAUCCGGGAUCUGGAGCAAAAGCAUGAGACCGAGCGUGAGUCGAUGAUGGCAGACAAAGAGAACCAGGCAAAGAGGGAGGAAGAGCUCGAGGCUUCCAUCCAGCGGUUAAAGGAGACUAUUGCUCAAAAGGACCUUCGAAUGGGAGUUGACGGCGAACGCAACCUUUCUCGCUCUCCGAGUUUCCGUAACCGCUCAUCUCCAGACAUAGAAAACGGACAAUUUGCUCCAUCUUCAUCUCAGCUUCAACGUAGUCCAUCCAGAAAUAACUCGAAACUGAUACUUCAAAAAGACAAGCUCAUCGAAUCCCUACGGCUCGAGCUGGCCGAAGCACAGAUCAAAAUCGUUGAAAUGGAGAAUCUGGGAGGAGGCCGUCAGCAGGAACUAGAACGAGAACUCCUUGAAGCCCGCAUGGCCAACGCCCGUCUAAUGGAAGACAACGAAAGCUACCAGCUUCUGCUCAGCGAGCGGACCUUGAAUGGGGAUUUCACCAAGGGAGACUUUAUGCACGAGGCCCACCCGCCUGCUAACGCCAACGGGACCGGUGGCUCUUCGCUUGCUGAUGAACUAGAUUCCGUCGGCGAGGGAGGUGAAGACAACGAGAAACGCAAGCUGGAGAGCGAGCUGAAGAGUUACAAGGACCAGAACAAGGCUCUGAGCCUUUACAUUGAACGAAUUAUUGGCAGACUGUUACAACACGAAGGCUUCGAACAUAUACUCGACAAAAGUGAUGCCGAUAACACAGGCCCCAAGGGCGGAAACAAGGACAAGGAACUUCCUCCACCGCCUCCCGCUGAGAAAGAUGAAGCACCAGAGCAACAGCAAUCAUUCCUUCAGCAGGCCAAAUCUGUUGUAUCCGGCCAACCUGCCCGUUCUAACAAUAGACAGAGACCACCUAGUCAACUCACACAAUCUACAUCUACUCACUCCCCUCCUCAGUCCUCCCCCCCAGAACCGCCCACUCCAUCCGCUCAUGAAAACCCCGACACUGCUCCUAGAAUCCCGCUUGGACGCUCUCGCACCGUCCAGCACCGUCGAACAAGAUCAGACCAGCUGGACAAUGCCGGCGCUGCAGCUGGAACGGCAAGCGUAAUCAGCCAGAUGUACCGCGGCCCUCCCAGCGGCCGCUCCCCAUCCACAGGCCCCCUCAGCCCUGGCAUCAGCCCGACCCUGUCAAACAACGGCCCGUUCUUUGCUCCUGGCGCAGCAUCCAAGCGCUCAUCUGUCGCCACUGCACCAGGCGGUACGGGCACCUCUAUCUCCACGCGCAGUGCUGACCGCCGUUUCAGCGGUGCUGCAAGCUUGACCAGUGAAAGAAGUGGAGAUGUUGGGUCUAUGGAAGGCGGCGCUGCAUCAGCCAGUCCUCCUCGCUCCGGCCCUGGAAUGAACAACUAUACUGGGGCAGUGAUGCAGCAGAACAAGCUGCGUCCACUACGCCUGGUGCAGGAGAACCAGGAGAUGGAUGCCGAUACCCUGGCUGAUGAAGCUGCCCGCAAGAAGGCAAAUAGAGGCAGUUGGGCAGGAUGGUUCAACCGCGGCAGCUUCACGAUGUCUGAUUCCAGCAACUCGCGGCCAUCGUCUUGAUCCCUUUCUAUCCAUCCAUCUAUCCACGCAGCCACUAUUGAUUUAUGCCUUACCUCGUCUUGGCUUGAGAUAAAGAUCUAUUUCGAAAUAGUGUAUUAGAUAUCCCCCAGUUUUAUGUCAUUUACUAUGUUAUUUUCCUU